Ogataea haglerorum is the source of this 603-nucleotide messenger RNA. RefSeq lists its product as uncharacterized. NCBI's taxonomy places the organism in Eukaryota, Fungi, Ascomycota, Pichiomycetes, Pichiales, Pichiaceae. The coding region runs from base 1 to 603 and encodes 200 amino acids. The transcript is spliced from 2 exons. The record is from RefSeq and is a predicted model, not a curated record.
AUGGAUUCUGCCGGGCCUGUGGCGGCCCAGCUCGAUCGAAACUGGCCGAACUCUCGCGCUGCGAAUCAGAUUGCCCACGUAGGUAAACAAUGUCGUCAUAUAAUUGCUCUCGCGCAAUCGAAUUUGCGGUCGAUUGCUUGCAGCAAACUUCGCCAGGUAUAUAAACCCCGGCCUUCCCUGGUGGCUCUCCACAGUAUCGCCAUGUACAGAACCGCAUUCAGAACCGUCAGAGCCGUCCGCCCAGCAAACGCACCGGUGUUGCAGCAGCGUUGUCGCGGCGGCGUCGUCGACAGCACCAAGGAAGUGCUCAAGGACAUCAACCUCAAGGUUGGAAAGACGCUCGCCUCAGGGCUCGAUAAGGCCGAAGACGUGGCCGAGACCGUCAAGGAGGAGGUGUCCACCGUCAAGGACAAGGCUGGAGACAAGAAAAACGACCUGUCGCAGAAAGCCUCGCAGGAAGCUGCCGAGCUGAAGGACACACUCCAGUCCAACAAGGACCACGUCCAGCGGGAAGUGAAAGAGAACUUCAAGGGCUACGACAGCCUGCAGGACAAGGGCUCCAAGAUUGAGCGCGAACAGCAGCGGCCCGACGACGGAGUGUAG